Durusdinium trenchii is the source of this 1335-nucleotide messenger RNA. NCBI's taxonomy places the organism in Eukaryota, Dinophyceae, Suessiales, Symbiodiniaceae. The record is from the annotation of a GenBank genome assembly.
AUGGGCUCGCCAUUGAAGGCCUGUUUGUGGUUGUACCUGGUCAGGCGGGUCGCUGGGAUCGCCGGGAUGACCUGCACAUCGACCACGCCGUUGGUGUGGAAGAUCCAGCAGGGCCAGCGCUUUGCAUACAUUGCUGGGAUUUACAACCUGCCUGAGAGCAAGGCGCCUCCUUUAGAGGGAGGAUCCAUGGCAGAGGCCCUCAGCUGUUGUGACAUUGCCUACUUCCCCACGGGCUGCUCCUUGGCGGACAAGAGCAACGUCACUGGAGUGGGCAACUAUAUGGCUCAUUGUGACUACUAUCCAGUGACGCGAGAGAAGGACACCAUCGCGGAGCGGCUCUUGUCCACUCAGGUGGUGCGUCUCAAGGAAGCCCUGCAGAACCUCAGCACCUAUGCCCAAGCCGAGUGCCGAGCCUCUGCCAACGAGUUCCUCUCGUCCGUGGCGGACUUGAACUCCUCCACCUAUCGCAUCACGCUGCUGACCGCCUUCCGCCGAGGCAUGAGCUCCAUCAAUCCUCUUUGGUGCACCGAUGCUGGCACAGCCUCCAUGGAGACCUUCUUGCGCCAGCGCUGGGGGCAGCGCAAGCCGAUCUUCGGUCUGGAGGAUGUGAGUGUGGAGUGCCAGGCGUUCCAGGGGAACACGGUGGCAGAAGAUCAAGAAUUGGCCACGUUCAUGAUCGACCAUUUCAACGAGCCCUGGCUUUCGCAGAUGGCAAAGUACCAGGAGAACAUGGAGCAGGUGAUGAAGUGUGGUGACCUGGACGUCCUGACCACAGUGGCCGAAGGCAUCAAGGAUCUCCCACUGAGCAGCGAACGGAACUUGCAGUACAGGAACAACAACUUGGCUUGGGGUGUCCAGAAGGCCAUGGAUGCCAACCAGGACAAGAACAUCUUCUUUGCCAUCCCGGUGACGCAUCUGGUGGACGCCGCCGGGCGCACAGGAGUUCUUUCUCAGCUCACCAAGGCCGGACUGAACCCCGUGCGGCAGACGCCGGCCGUGGCGGCCGCUGAACGCUGCCAGGCAUGUCAGAACGUGCUCCUGCGGGAGGAGUUGGCAGGAAUGCCGCAAAUGACGGAAUGCCUCCACGUACGAGGCUCCCGGUGCUGCGGCUUUAGACCACUGCCUCAAGCCGCCCGCGCAGGUCCAACUGUUUGUGCGACCUCCAAAGAUCCCCUGUCGGCGGAUGGCCGCUUUGAGCUCCCUGAUUUGAGCAUUUGGCCAGUCGCAGCCACUGAGCUGCAUUCAGUUCGAGAAGCAGUUCGAGCAGAUCCUGGGGAAGGACGACGUUCGGCCAUCCGCGCGUAUACCGGUUCGACGGCGCGACGGAAGGGGUAG